This is a messenger RNA of Alosa alosa (allis shad), 2696 nucleotides long. It is a transcript of the gene esrp2, whose product is annotated as epithelial splicing regulatory protein 2. Gene Ontology annotation, molecular function: mRNA binding. Gene Ontology annotation, biological process: regulation of RNA splicing. The record is from RefSeq and is a predicted model, not a curated record. Lineage: Eukaryota; Metazoa; Chordata; Actinopteri; Clupeiformes; Clupeidae. The transcript is spliced from 16 exons. Gene Ontology annotation, cellular component: ribonucleoprotein complex; nucleoplasm. Bases 340 to 2493 code for a protein of 717 amino acids.
CGCAGGUAACUAAGAAAAAAAUAGCGAGGAGGAGAAAAAACCCUUAGGGCUUGUUAUGGGGUUAGAGUGAAAGAAACCACGAUUUUUUUCCAACCUUCUUUACCAGUUAAACCAGUAACUCUGGAUAGAGCACACAAGUACCGGAUCAGGUAGAGUCUGUGGUCGCAAACUCUUUCGUCCUCUCUUCGAAAAUAAUCUCCUUUUCUUCUUCGUUUACUGCAAUUGAAUUUCCAGCUCUUUUGUUUGCUUCUCUUAUCACUUGGAGGAAGGUGAACCCUCGUGUUAUUUUUUUUUUUUGGUCUUUGCUUUUAAUUGUAGUUUUUACCCUUGUGGUCCCUGAUGGCUUCGCACAGUGAUACUCUGGUGGUGUUCUUUGGGGCAACAGCUGGUGCAAAUGGGGGUAAACUGGGUUCGGAUGAGAGGGAAUUAAUUCUCUUGGUGUGGCAAAUUGUGGAUCUACAUGAGAAAAAGGUGGGGAAACUUCAGAGACGUCUAGUAAAGCCGGACUCAUUGGAUUUAACAGAACAAUGUAAAGAGGAGACCGGCCUGACCGUGGACGAACUUUUGAAGGCCGAACCACUGGACAGCGUUCUUCAACAGUUCCAGCAGUCGGUGUCUGCCGAAGUGAAAGCCCUUGGCAGAAGUUCUUACACGCUGUGCGUUGAUGGCCCUUUGAUAAUUCGACAGGUUCUCCACCCAGAAGCUUCCAAAAAGAAUUUGGUCCUGCCCGAGUGUUUUUACUCCUUUGUGGACUUGAAGAAAGAGUUUUACAAAUGCUGUCCCAACGCAGGCCCCGCCAAAGACCUCACCCUGCCAUCCAUGCUGGACUAUGUAUGUAUACCUCCCGUUACGGAUCAAAUGGCGGGGGCAACAGAGGUGGAGAACAUGGUCCAGGUCACACUACACAUCCUGGCUGAGCCUUACAGUCACAAGUUCACAGGUUUUGAAGCUGUCAAGUACAAGUUUGAAUCAGGAGCAUGCAGCAAAACUGAAGCAGUGGACAGCGAGACGGUCAUCCGGGCCAGGGGGUUGCCAUGGCAGUCCUCCGACCAGGACAUUGCACGCUUUUUCAAGGGCCUCAACAUUGCAAAGGGUGGUGUUGCUCUGUGUCUGAAUGCUCAGGGAAGGAGGAAUGGCGAGGCCCUGGUGCGUUUCAUCAACUCUGAGCACAGAGACAUGGCUCUGGAGCGUCACAAACACCACAUGGGCAGCCGCUACAUAGAGGUCUACAAGGCCAGUGGUGAGGAGUUCCUGAAGAUUGCUGGAGGCACAUCCAACGAGGUGGCUCAGUUCCUGUCCAAAGAGAACCAGGUGAUCAUCCGGAUGCGUGGCCUGCCCUUCACCUCCACCCCCCAGGAUGCACUGGGCUUCCUGGGCCCCGAGAGCCCAGUGACUGACGGAACCGACGGGCUCCUGUUUGUCAAGUACCCAGACGGGCGCCCGACAGGUGACGCCUUUGUGCUGUUUGCCUGUGAGGAGUACGCCCAGAACGCCCUGAAGAAGCACAAGCAGAUCCUCGGCAAGAGAUACAUCGAGCUGUUCCGCAGCACGGCCGCUGAGGUGCAGCAGGUGCUGAACCGCUACAUGUCCACUCCUCUAAUCUCCACCCUGCCGCCUCCUCCCAUGGUGCCGGUUCCUGUACUGGCCACCCCGCCCUUCCUGACAACAGGCACCACGCGGGAUUGUGUCAGGCUCCGGGGCUUGCCCUACACCGCCGCCAUCGAAGACAUCCUGGAGUUCAUGGGAGAGCACACCAUCGACAUCAAGCCCCACGGGGUUCACAUGGUGCUCAACCAGCAGGGGCGCCCAUCUGGCGAUGCCUUCAUACAGAUGAAGUCUGCUGACCGGGCCUUCAUGGUGGCGCAGAAGUGCCACAAGAAGAUGAUGAAGGACCGCUACGUCGAGGUGUUCCAGUGCUCCACCGAGGAAAUGAGCUACGUGCUGAUGGGGGGUACCCUCAACCGCAGUGGCCUCUCCCCUCCACCCUGCAAACUACCCUGUCUCUCUCCCCCGACGUACGCUGCCUUCACCAGCCCUGCAGCCCUCCUCCCCACUGAGGCGGCCCUCUACCAACCCCCCCUGCUGGCCACGCCGAGAACUCCCCAGCCAACGCAUUCGGCCGCCCCAACCCUGGCCUACUAUCCCCCGCAGCCACACGCCCAGCUCUACAUGAAUAUGAACAUGAACUACACAGCCUACUACCCCAGGCCCCUCAGUCCUCCCGUGUCCCCUUCCACGGUGAGCUACUUCGCGGCCCCCCCGGGCUCUGUGGCGGCGGCCGUCGCUGCCCAGCCCAGCCCUGCCAUGCUCCAACACGGCACGCAGCACGGGGCGCUGGUGCGCAUGCAGGGCCUGCCCUACAACGCCGGCGUCAAGGACAUCCUCAGCUUCUUCCAGGGCUACCAGUACGCUCCCGAUGAGUACAGCAGCAUGGUUCAGAUGAGCGAUCAGGCACGGAGUCUGAUCCAGCCAAAAGAGUGGCUCUGCCUGUAAGGGAGACCCACAAGCUGAGUGCCGACGCCAUCCUGGUGCUGUACAACCUGAGUGGCCAGCGCAGCGGCGAGGCCUUGGUGACCUUUCCCAGCGAGGAGGCGGCCAGGCGGGCCGUGGCCGAGCGCUCCAACCAGAACCUCUACGGUCACUCCGUGCGCCUGCUUUGCUGCAAGUGACCAGGAUGGGAGGAUGGAAAGGGGGAA